CUUACCACUAGCAUUGCAAAUUUGCAAGUAAAACCCACCCAAAUAUGAAAUAUCAACCCUUCCUUAAAUCCUCCCAUCCUAAUCCGAGUCCGACUCAUAUAUUUAUAUUUCUCUUCGAUUCUGUCUCCGCUUGCUUGCAACACCUUUUUGGCGUCUGAAACAAAAUUAAAAUUUAUUUAUCAACAGCAACAAAUAAUUAGAAUUCCCAAUUCACCAGACCAGCAAACCCUAAUUUCCUAAUCAGAAGAAAAAAAAUCCAAUUCAAUUCCACCACCAUGUCCCUCUGAUUCUCCCGGGCGACCCAUUUCUCUCCAAUAGGUAGCAGUUGAGAUUGAGAUUGAGAUUGAAGAAAUUGAAAUUGAGGCAGAGAUAGCAUAAUGGAGGGCAUACCGCACCCAAUACCUCGAACAGUGGAGGAAGUCUUCAGCGACUUCAGAGGCAGACGCGCCGGCUUGAUUAAGGCCCUCACCAAUGACGUUCAGAAAUUUUAUCAACUGUGCGAUCCUGAGAAGGAGAACUUGUGUCUAUAUGGACUACCAAAUGAGACAUGGGAAGUUAACCUGCCUGUUGAGGAGGUUCCUCCUGAACUUCCCGAGCCAGCAUUAGGUAUAAACUUUGCUAGGGAUGGGAUGCAGGAGAAGGACUGGUUGUCACUGGUUGCAGUUCACAGUGAUUCAUGGUUGCUUGCUGUUGCAUUCUAUUUUGGUGCACGCUUUGGUUUUGGUAAGAAUGAAAGGAAGAGGCUUUUUCAGAUGAUAAAUGAUCUCCCCACCAUAUUUGAAGUUGUGACAGGAAAUGCUAAGCAACCAAAAGACCAGUCUACUCCUCCCAACAACAGUAGCAAGAACAGAUCCGGUGGAAAGGUGUCUCGGCAGUCUGAGCCCCUGCAGAGCAAAGGAGUGAAAAUGUCUCCGCUGCCCAAAGAGGAGGAUGAAAGCGGGGAAGAAGAAGAAGAUGAUGAACAAGGUGCGACUUGCGGGGCAUGUGGAGACAAUUAUGGGGCUGAUGAGUUCUGGAUUUGCUGUGAUGUGUGCGAAAGAUGGUUCCAUGGAAAAUGUGUGAAAAUUACACCCGCAAAGGCUGAGCAUAUCAAGCAGUACAAGUGCCCAAGUUGCAGUAGCAAGAGGGCUAGAGUUUAAAUGUAGGUUCCGAAUGUGGAGAAGAAACACCAAUCAAAGAAAGCAGAUGAGGGUUUACAACUAUCAUUACAAUUUGGAGUAAAACAGAGUCAGUUGUCUAUCUUAGUUGAUGAAUUUGAAUGAUUGCAAAUGGGAUUCUUCUAAGUUUUGCUACUCCUUGCUAUUGUUCUGUCAAAUUUUCUCAGGAAUUUGUUUCUAAUAUGAAUAGUAAGCUAUAAAUA
This is a messenger RNA of Pyrus x bretschneideri (Chinese white pear), 1360 nucleotides long. Its product is annotated as PHD finger protein ALFIN-LIKE 7-like. Gene Ontology annotation, cellular component: nucleus. The record is from RefSeq and is a predicted model, not a curated record. The coding region runs from base 378 to 1139 and encodes 253 amino acids. The transcript is spliced from 5 exons. Gene Ontology annotation, molecular function: histone binding; transcription coregulator activity; transcription cis-regulatory region binding. Lineage: Eukaryota; Viridiplantae; Streptophyta; Magnoliopsida; Rosales; Rosaceae. Gene Ontology annotation, biological process: regulation of DNA-templated transcription.